Messenger RNA from Saccoglossus kowalevskii, 1998 nucleotides. RefSeq lists its product as uncharacterized. Lineage: Eukaryota; Metazoa; Hemichordata; Enteropneusta; Harrimaniidae. The record is from RefSeq and is a predicted model, not a curated record.
AUGACUUGGAAAAAACCACAAGAUUACACAAACGAAGCUGUAACCUCGCCAUCAGUAGAGAAUAUUAUCUGUAUCGCAGUUUUCCAUCCCAUCGCAAAAUUUGGACAGAGGCAUCGCAUGAUGCGACAGAAAGAGAAUCCCCUUUGUUGCACCGGUAGUAGUGAUGAGAACGAUCGGGAAACCCACAAAAGGAAAAUACGAAACGCCAACGAAAAGAAGAGACGUGACCAAUUCAACGUGCUCAUUGAUGAGCUAUGUGUAAUGGUGUCUGCAGAUUCAAAGAAGAUGGACAAAUCUGCCGUACUUAAAGCAACCAUCGCAUUUCUCAAACAUCAUAACGAAGUAGUUGUACAUACACCUCAAGGAGACAUAGAUGAGAAAUGGAAACCACCAUUUCUUUCUGAUGACGAAUUUGGUGAACUUAUUCUAGAGUCAUCGGACGGCUUCAUUUUAUGUAUGUCCGAUCAAGGUCGCAUAGUAUAUGCGUCUGAUAGCAUUACGAAUUUACUUGGUCUACUUCCGACCGAUUACAGAAAUAGUACCAUCUACGAUCUCAUACAUGAGAAAGAUCGCCCAGAGAUUUACAAGAUUCUCGCCCAUGCAAAUCUGUUGUUUACUGAUAGUGGAAGAAGUGACGUGUACAAAAAGUUUGAGUGUACAUGCAAUAUGUUAAAAGGAUCCCAUAGUUCAAAUCAAAUCCCCGAGUAUGAACCGGUUAACAUGAACGGGAAUUUCAGUGUAAAGACGGAUAGCUUGUGCCGAGAUAGUGACAAAGGCAACAUUAUUGUUGCAUUAGUUCGAUUACAGAACAAUCAUCUCGGUGCACCGAUAUAUGACAGAGGGAGUGAAUUUGUCUCACGACAUAACUUGGAGUGGAAUUUCAUACUUCUAGAUCCCAGGGCCUUGCCAAUCAUAGGUUAUAUGCCUUUUGAGGUUUUAGGCACGUCUGGAUAUGAUUACUAUCAUCACGACGAUUUAGGAAAGAUUUCCAGCUGUCACGAGGCCUACGAACUUGACGAACAAUGCACAUCAAAUAUGGAUGAGGACACACAAUCAGGACUCUCACCCAUGUAUGUACAAGACGCAACUAUGUUAAAUGAGGUAAUGGUACACCCCAAUAUGCCUGAUGAACUUUCUAUGCUAACCAUGUUGAUGGAAGACCAGGGUGAUAAUGAUGCUGGAAAUGGAAUUCCGCCAGCAUCAAAUAUCGUCCGUGAUAAACUGCAGGAGCAGUUGCUAGAAAAACAUAAGGAGCUGGAGGCAUCAAUCGAAAGACAAGAAGACGAACUCCGAAAUGUGCAGACUCAGUUGUUAUUGGCAAGGAAAAUGGCGAAGCAACAGAAUUCCUUGAUAUUACAGUCAUAUCAAACACAAUGGGGGUUCCAACAGAAUCCUUCAUUGUUACCGGUACCACCAAGUUAUAUGCCCGCAGCGCAGAGUCAGACCAAUCUUAGUGUAGUGCAUAUGAAACCAUCCACUCAGUAUAUAGCUGCGGGUGGUAGACAUAUUGCAAAGAUCGAUGUUACAGAUGUUGAACAGCAUGGUGACUCAAUGUGCCGAGAACAGAUUAGUAAUAACCAAAUGUUGCGCAAGGUUAUGACAACUACUUUCGCGAAUGACAAUCAGCUGAUACAAGGACAACGAGAAACUUCAAGUCCCCAGAGCGAGGAACAGCAAAUGGAGAUACAGUCAGAGGCCUUAGCGAUACAGAAUGAACAGUGCCCGAUGCUGAAGCAUAGGGGGAACACGUUAAUGCAGAAUGGCCGACAACAAAUGGACCUCAAUGAGCAAGGCGAUAUUGCGCAGAAUCAAGGAGAAAUAACAAUGAAUGACGAUGACACGUACGGCGCCCCUUGUACAACAUCAGGCAGACCUCGUAAUGACAAUGGAAGGUUACAGUUUCAGUUGAACAGAAUCAACAUCGACAACUUACUUGAUUCUCAUGAGUGCCAAGGCACAUAUGUGUCUAAGAUCACAGAAAGCUGUACAGGCAAGUAG